Molecule: messenger RNA, 6435 nt
Organism: Rotaria socialis
Lineage: Eukaryota; Metazoa; Rotifera; Eurotatoria; Philodinida; Philodinidae
Source: the annotation of a GenBank genome assembly
AUGCCGCCAAAAGGGACAAAAAGUCCACGAGCAAAAAGUCCUAAAAGUGGUAAACCAGGAGGAGGAUCAACAUGGGAAGCUCUAUUAGGUACAAUGUCUAUCAAUCAAGACAAUUGGACAACAUUUGUUUGUUUUCUUACACCUGAUUUUUCUGUUAAUCAAAUUUAUAUUGAUCUCAUUGAAAAAGCCAUGCAAGUUGACAUUCGACGACAAUUUGAUUUUAUCUCUAAACGUGAUUUUCUUGAAGCUAUCAAAACCUUGGGUAAAGCAUCAAAAGCUACCAAUAAGUCUGUUUCGACAAGUGCAACUCUUGCCAGUCUUAUGAAUUCACAAUUUUUUACUGCCUACGAAUAUGCUAAAACAAUAUUAGAUACAGGUGGAGACAUUGAUGAUCAAUUGUGGGCGAAAUUAAUCAAAUGUCGUAUACUUGACCUAAAAAAAGAAGUACACGGUAGAACAACCCAUAAAAUAUCAUCAACACCGGGAACUACAACGACACUUAAAACGGAAAAACCAAAAUCUCCCAGUGGAAAAAAAUCGCCAAAAGGAGCUGCUGCUGCUAAAAAACAAACGCCUGGUUUACAACAAUCCCAAGCUGACACGCAUAUUGAAAAGUCGACAGGUGUAAAGACACGUGAUCAAAUUGCCAAUGAAACUAAAUAUGUCGAUGACGAGCCAAGUGAUGGACCUAAUCAAUAUGUAUUUUUAAGUGGCUUCUAUUCAACUGGUCUUUUAAAUUCACUUGAUACGGUCGGAGCUCGUAUUGAUACAGUAACAAAUGUAUCCUGUGAUAGGUUGGAUGAUACAAAACGUCUAUUCAAUGAAAUGAUGCAACGAGAUCGACAAGAACAAACGCUUAAAGCUGAUGUACUCAAAGAUAUACUUACUCCCGAGCAAAUUGCUCAACAAAUUGAACGAAAUGAUCAAACAUUAAAUCAUUUCUGGAAAGAUCUAAUGCCCAUAUUGGACAAUUCACCUGACCGAUCGAUGCUACAAGAUAUUAUUGUGACAUCAUUAAAAGUGCCCAGUGAUGAUGUACCUAAUUCAUGGUCGAAUACUGAACAACGAACCAAAUUAGCACAAUCUCUUCAAAAUAGUAUCGUUGAAAGUAGUUAUCGUUUAACUGUUCGUAAACGACAAUUCAAUACAUUUAAUCAACAAAUGAAACUCGUAACAAUACCUACUAUUGAAGAAAAAGCAGUGGAAUCAAUAGUCGACGCUAAAAUCUAUAAUGAAAUAACGACAAUCGUUCCACCAGAAUCGUUAAGUGUACCGUUGAUUUUACAUGGAAUUCUCGAACAAGUUGAAGCUCAAAAUGCAAAUACGAAUAAAAAUCUUAAUGCAACUCAACAAGAUGAUGUUGGACGAUAUUUACGUGAAAAACUAUUAAGUCUUUCCAUGGGAAAAGAAGAACAAAAAGAAAUUGAAAAUCUCGUUCCGAAAUCUCCAUUUGCUAAAGCGACUGGAUCGGGACCAACAAUGAUCUAUUAUGGUGAUGAUGUAAAACAACGCUUAGCAACGUUAAAUCGUUUAGCUAUAUUCGACCCACUUAAAAUAGAACAUGAUUCAAUAGUUUCACAUUCACGUCUCAAUAGUCUAUCUGAAUUGUCAACAAAACAAAUUGAUGAUUCAGAUUCUAGAGAACGUCAAACACGUCUGAAUCAAUUUUUACAAUUUUGUACCGAUGAAGAACUUCUUCUAUCAGAUGUGGAUCACGUUCUUAAACAAUUAGUUUUUGAAUGUAUGACAAUAAAUUCAACAAUACCAAUCACACCUGAAAAUACUCCUGAACAGCCAACAAGUCGUCCAUCGUCGGUUGGCAGUAAUCACGACGAAGAACAAUUACAUUUUGAACGACGUUUAUCAACUUUACUCGAUCAAGAAAAUAAACAAUUCGUGAAUACAAAACCUAUUAUUUGGGAUGAUCCAUUUGAGUUAUUAAUAACCAAUGAAGAAACAGGACGUAUUGGAAUUUCAGCUGAAACACUUCCAUCAAGUCCAACAAGUCGAACUUCGAAAGGUUCAAUUUUACGAGCUCGAACACAAUCACCAAAACGAUCAGUCUAUACUGUUCGUUUUGACGUUAAUAAUCCAGACAACAAUCUCUACCAACAAAUGCAUCAUCUGAUACCACCUGCCGGAGGUGCGAACGUCGACGGAACAAUGCAAAAUAUUACUCAAUAUCAUAAACGAAACUUGAAUGAUUGGAAUUUUGCUGAACACUUUGAACCUGAUGUAUUUGCACAAGUAAUCCAACAAGCGUUAUUUACACAUUCACAAAUUAGUGUAUACUAUAAUCGACGAGAUCAUACUCAUAUGAUGAUUCUUUCAUUACCCGUACCCGAAGGUAAAACGAUCGGAUAUGAGAAUACAAGCAAAAAAUUGUUUUCUGAUGUUGGAUUCAGAAAUUUUCUUGAUGAAAUUUCAUAUGAAAUUGUCGAUUGGCUUCGCGAUGAAGAAGCUAAAUAUCAAGCUGAUAUACUUGCACAAGAAGUGAAAACAUUCGCACGUCAAACAACACCAACACCAGACGCAAUAAAAGCAGCUCUGGAAGCGACUGCCAAGAAAGGAAAAGGAGCAGCAGGAAAAAAAACAUCACCACUUCGAUCAGCAAGUGUUAGUUCCGAUAGUGGAAAUAGCACUGAUGAGGAAAAGACGAUUCGUGAUGAUUAUGUACAUCCGACUUCAUUGAAAGCAUGGAAACAAAAGAAAGAUAAAGAAAUUCAAGAACAAGACCAACAAGUUAAAGCAAAGCGACCAACAUCGGGUACUAAAUCGCCUAAAGCUAAAAGUCCUCGAGGAGCUGAAAAAGCAGCGAAAGUAACAACACCAAGAGAAAAAUCUCCGAAAGGCGCUAAAGGAAAACGAGCUAGUUCUACACCAUCAGACAAGUCUCCGGGGCAAAAAACUCCACAAGAAUUUGGCGAACCUUCUGAUCGAUUCAUCGGAUAUAGUCUAGGCAAUCGUUUGUUAAGUGCACAAUGUAAUACGUCUCAUUUGCUUCUGCCCGAUGGAUGUUUUGUUCGAACAUCUAUUGACACAAUUAAACGAGGCCCUACAUGCGUUUCAGCUAGUUUAUUUCGAAAUAAAAGUUUAUAUACAGUAAAAUUAAUCAAUCCAAAUAAACAUUCAAACAAUAAUGAUGACCAAGCAUCUUCGGCUCCACAAAGCAGUUCGGAUGGAACAACGAAAACGACUGAAGAUAAUUCUCCGCGUGUCAUGGAUGAAAAACACGUUGCUGAAUAUGGUGUGUUUACAGCUCUACUCAACUCAGGAAUGCUUCUAUCUUGUAGUAGCUAUGAUACUAAAGCUCCGAAACCACCACCGCCGCCUGAACCUCCAGCUCCUGAAGUGCCAGUCGAAGAAAAAGUCGAAGAUAAAAAGAAAGAAGCGGCGGCAGCAACUAAAAACAAGAAAAAAGGCAAAACAGUUGAAGUUGAAGCUCCACCAGUUGAUAAAACACCACGUGAACCGCAAUAUGAAGCUGAACCCUUUCAACGUUUGACAAUUUCAAUCCCAACUGGCCUUGUUGUUACAUACUAUCCCGAGACUUUUCUUGGUGUUAAACUGACUCGACCAAAUCAAGAACAUAGACUAGUUGUGAAACAAUAUUAUGCCUGUCAAUCAAAAGGUUUUCAUGCAUGUGAACAAUCACGUUUGAAUGCAUAUGAAGAAAAUUCACGUAUUAUUGAUUCCGAAGGACAUGUUAUGAUAUUUAAACGCGAUGGAGAAGUGACGAUUCUUCAACCUGAUGGUGGAGUAUUUAUGAAAAUGAUUGUGCCUCAACAAGAACCAGAAAUGGAAAUGUCACCUGAAAGUCCUAAUAGUGCUAAGAAAGAAACUAGAACGGACGCUAGAGGAAAAAAGAAAGGCGAUUCAAAAAAUGAUACAGAUACAUCGACUAUUGCUGAAGAAGUUAAACAUGUUUAUCAAUGGAGAUGUAUCACUGCCGAUGGUCAAUCCUAUAUACAGAAUUCAAUGACUCAAGAAUAUGAAAAGGCUGAACAAUUAAGGUUAAUUCUUGAAACAAAUCCCAAAACGAAUGAGCAAGUCAUUCAUCGAGAAGAUAAAGUCAUCAUUGUAUUUCGUGCCGAUGGCUCUCGUAUUGUUAGCUUCGCCGAUGGAACAAGAAUAACAACUUUUGAAGCCGUUGAACAAAAAAGCGGUACUCCAACCAAUCAAGACUCAGAUGACCGUAACAAUUCAAUGUUAGGCUUUCGAAAGAUUCCUCAUAUUAGAGUUGAAGCAUCGGGCUAUGCAACAGUAGCAUUUAAUUGUGAAACAACCGAUUGUCGAACUGUAUUUAAUGAUGGUAGUUCAGUAGAUGUGUUUGCCAAUGGUACUUAUUCAAUUUUUGAAAGUGAUGGAGAAAAAUUCGAUAUCAAUGAAAAUGGUGAUGUACUUUUGGAUUUUCAACAAUCAACUUAUGCAAAACGCGUUCAAGAACUUUUAUCGAAUGUCGAACCAAGUAAAUGUAUUAUGUCACAAAAUGGUGAUUUGAUAUUCGACGCCGUUGAUUAUGAACAAACUCAAUAUUGUGUUGAAGCAUCUGGAGAAACUUAUGCAAAAGAAACUGAUCAUCGGCAAAUGAUGAAAACUUUGCCAUUAGAAAUGCAUGUACCAAGAUUCUUCAUCAUUCAUGAAGAUGGUAGUGGCACAGAAUUAUUACGUUUUAAAGAUCUGUAUUCCUAUUUGAGAACAAUGGAUCUUGAUCAAAGUACGGCUGUUGUUCGUGAACCUUUACUAAGUAAUCCGAAGGUUACUGGAGCUACAGUAAUGCGACCAUUCCAAGAUGAAGUUCAUCGCCGUUGGUUAGCAUCAUUUGAUGAUGAUUCUGUGAUUCCAUCAAGUCUUCGUAAUUAUACAUCAGCCACAGCCAUGACUCGUAGUUAUUCAUCAAUGUCAGGAAGUAACCAUUCUUCGACAAAUAAUAUAAAUCCUCAAGAAAAUGCUAUUCUUCGACAAACGAGCAGAAAUAAUCAACAUCCCUAUAAAUCAACAACAUUAACAGCUGGUGUUUCAGCACAACAACCAAUUGCUGAAAUGCCGAAAGCAAUUGAUUAUCGUAAUUUUAUGGAAUUUCCAAGACUUCAAGAUGAUGUUCGAAUUAAAUUAUUUACUUCAUUGAAGUCUUACAUUGAUUUUGUUAAAAAUCGAGCUGAUUAUCAUACGAAAUUGUUACCAAAUGACCAUCGAAGUCGAUUGGAAAAAGAAAAAGCAAAUAAAAUCUGGAAAAAUGUUCGACCACAAGGAACAACAAAAGAUGAUUUAACUUUAUUAUAUCUGAAAACUCUUCGUCCUGAUCGACAGAAAACCACAACACAACAAUCAGUUGUACCAUUAUCGAAGAAAUAUAACAUCGAUCAUCUACGCGAAGAACUUCAACAAGAAAAAUCUAAUAAAAAAUUAAAAAAUGAAAUCAAAAGAGGUAUCGCUGUGCCCUAUUUUCAAAGCGAAUGGGGUGUAGCAUAUAUACAACAACAGCAACAGUCGCCAUCAGAACAUGUUUUAACAAGAGUAUCAAAAAGUGCUGAAGCCAUUAAAUCAUCGAAUGAUAAUCAACUUUUUAUGAAAUCUCCUCCGAAUUCUCCAACUGAUCAAAUAAAUCGACUCUCACAAGUACGAAAGUCUCAACCUGCUCGUAGUGUUAGUACAGAAGCUGAAGAUAAUAAAACAAUGGGCGGUUCCGGUCAACAUGAUCAAGGAGGUAUUUAUCGUCCUGUUAAACAAUUUACGUCACCAAGAGAUUAUGUUCAAUAUAAUGCAUAUGGCAAUAAGCGAGCACAUCCACUUAAAGUACCAAAUGGAUUGAAAGGUUCGCGACCGAAUGCUCAACCUCACUCACGUUUUCUUGAUAUGGAAGAACCGGUCAUGGUUCGACCGAAUAAUGCAUCGAUAGGUACAGCUGCUAUUAAUAAUCGACCACUACGAGACAGACGUGGUUGUGAACUAUUUCCUGAUAGAAUUGAUUUUGGUAUUCUAAAAGAAGGCGUAACUUACGGAGCAGAAAUUGAAGUAAAAAAUGUUGGUAUUGACGCAUGUCGUUUUCGUAUUCGCCAACCACCAUUGGGCACUGGAUUACGAGUUGUUUUUCAACCAGGACUUCUUGCGGCGGGUAUGCGUCGACCUGUUAUGAUUGAACUCUAUGCUAUUAUUAAACAAACUCAACAUCAAAGUCAACAACAACAACAACAGCAAGCACAAUCUCAAGGUCUUUAUCAAUUAGAUCAAUCUAUUGAAAUUAUUACUGAAACUGAUAUAAUGCACUUUCCGAUUCGUGCUAAAAUUGCUAGUGAAGAACAAUUUGAUAUUAUGUUUGUUAACAAAGAUGAAACAGCUGGAAUGAAUAAACCAAUUCGUCUGCUAGCUCAAAAAAGUCCGAAUACAAAUGAUUGGUUUGCUGGUAAUACGAAUGAAAACGCCGCGAAUUCUUAA